Pogona vitticeps (central bearded dragon) is the source of this 2237-nucleotide messenger RNA. The record is from RefSeq and is a predicted model, not a curated record. Lineage: Eukaryota; Metazoa; Chordata; Lepidosauria; Squamata; Agamidae.
AAUCGCGUUUGCUCCUCGAUUUGCGGAUGAAGAGCAACGUUUGCCGUCUCUUUUGGGUCCGCUGCUGAGAAGUUCGUCCAAUGGCCUUCAAGUGCCAGCGGGAGAGCUGGCUCCAGCAGUUUACUACACGGGUGGUCUCCUGCUGUCCUGCAGAGUUGUCCACAGAGACAGGAGGAAAGAAAGAGAUCCUGCAGGGAUAUCAUGUCAUUUUGGAAGACACAAUUCUUUUCCCAGAGGGUGGAGGCCAGCCUGAUGAUCGGGGAUUUAUUAAUGACACCCCAGUGCUUAGAGUCACCCGACAAGGUCCAGAUGCUCUACAUUUCAUCCAGAUUCCCCUUGAGCCAGGGAGUGAAGUGCAGCUAGUGCUGGAUUGGGACCGGCGGUUUGAUCACAUGCAGCAGCAUUCAGGGCAACAUCUUAUCACAGCACUUGCAGAUCUGAUGUUUGGCUUCAAGACAACAUCAUGGGAAUUGGGUCAUCUGCGAAGUACCAUUGAAUUGGACACCCCCUCAAUGGCAGCCGAUCAGGUGGCAGCCCUUGAGCAGAGUGUGAAUGAGAAGAUCCGGGCCCGAGUUCCAGUGGUGGUGCGGGAGCUUGUGGUGGGUGACCCUGACGUUGAGCUGGUGAGGAGCCGUGGCUUGCCAGACGAUCAUACUGGGCCUGUUCGGAUAAUAAGCAUUGAGGGCAUUGAUGCCAACAUGUGUUGUGGCACCCAUGUCUCCAAUCUCAGUGACCUCCAGGUUAUUAAGCUCCUGGGUACUGAAAAAGGGAAGAAGAACAAGACUAACUUAGUUUUCCUAGCUGGGAACAGAGUGCUGAAAACCUUAGAGCGAAGUCAUGCCACGGAGAAGGCCCUGACAUCAUUGCUUAAGAAUGGCCCCGAAGAGCACGUGGAGGCUGUGAAGAGGCUGCAGAAUUCUCUGAAGCAGCUUCAGAAGAAUAACUUGACUCUUUUGAGAGACUUGGCUGUCCUUACUGCACAGACCAUCAAAAGCAACGGGCCUCGAGAACCACUUUUUGUGCUACACAGGAAAGAUGGUGAUUCUGAAUUCAUGAACAUCAUAGCAAAUGAGAUUGGAACUGAGGAAACCCUCCUUUUCCUAUCUGUGGGAGAUGAAAAAGCAGCUGGGCUUUUUCUGCUUGCAGGACCCCCUGAAACAGUGGAGAAACUUGGCCCUAGGGUGGCUGAAAUCCUGGAAGGAAAAGGGGCAGGAAAGCGUGGCCGCUAUCAAGGCAAAGCCUCACGAAUGAGCCGGCGGACAGAAGUGGAAGCCCUCCUCCAAGAGUUUGUCAAUGAGCAGAGAACAGAGCAAUGACUGGGAUGGAGGACUAGACAAGUAGUGUGCAAAUGUUAGGGGGAAAGGUUUUGGCAACAGUCCUCUAUAAGGACUAUGAAGUAACAUAACAGGAAUCUCCCUUGCUGUGUGUUCUCGUAUCAUGCAUGCCAGGUUCAGCACAUAAUAUAUGCAGAGAGGAGUAGGACUGGGAUGGAAAGUUCUCUUGGGGGCAAAAUCUGUAAAACUGAAGAGCAAGGUACCAAGAAAGCAUACCUGGGUGUGUGGGUGGGAGGAGGUCUUCCCUCCAGAAGCAACUUCCCCAUGCAUCAAGGCUUUCACAGUUCUGAGAGAAGCAUUCUGAAGACAGAAAUUCUUCCUGAUUUUUCAUGUGUCAGAAUUGUUCAGUUAUGCCUUCCAAUUGAGCACCGCAAGAUUUUGCUGCCGCCAUUCUUUCUAGCCUGGGAUGGGCAACUGUUGGCCUCCAGAUAUUUCUGGACUCAACUCCCAUAAGCCAUUGUUAAUUCUGGCUGGAGACUGAUGAGAGUUGUAAGCCAAAAGCAUCUAUAGGAUCUCCAUUGCCACCUCUGUUCUAAUCAUUUCAUCUGUGCCUGCAUAUUUCCCUCCCCCCCAGGAGUAUCACUUAGGGUGAAGGGCAUUAAUCCCCCAACCUUGUACCUCUGGAUCAAACAAGCUGAAGCUGAUAGUUGCUUCCUUCCCAUAUUUCACCAUGGGUCAAGCAGCAAGCAGUGUGAAUUAUGGCACAUAGCAGCUGAGAUUCCUGAAAAACAGGAAUGCUAAAUGCUUGUAAUAUUAGGUCUUGUUAUGGGCUGCCCUACAUCCUGUACAUAGCAGUCAGACUAAAAUUUUAGGGUGAAUGAGACAAAUACGUUUAGUGCACAAAAUCUUGCUGAGAGUUACCUGGGUCAUAUGCAAGUUCUUGAAUAAAACAAUCCUGCAGAA